AUGACCUUUAAAUCCAUGUUUGUUACGGCUGUCCUCGUCAGUCUCGCCGCGCUCCCUGCAUCUGUCCGCGCCCAGCAGUCGACGGUCCAGUGCGUCUACGCUGACUGGGCCAACAACGGCGACAGUCAGAAUCCAUGCCAGGUCUGGGCCAAUCUGGGAUCAAAGUGUGGCACCUUCAACGUCGCCCCGCUUGGCGCACCCAAUCCCACUACGGGUGAAUCUGCGUCGUAUGGUGCCCCAGGAGGAACUACAGUCCCCUCAAAUGAUUGCCAGUGCAAUCGUAUCGCUUACUCGCUCAUGGCUGCCUGCUCCUGGUGCCAAAAGGACGUGUGGGUGACUCUGGCGACAACGGUCGAUACAAAUGGAUUGAACAUUCCCCCGUAUGCUACCCAGCCCCUCCCAGGACCUUUCUGGGAUCCUACCGAUGCUCAAGCUGCUCAAAUUCGUCUCGGCUCAAGUGGGACGGCAACCAGCGGUGGUUCUGGCGGUAACAACGGCGGAACCAGUGGAAACGGCUCACACUCUGGCGCUCCUCUCUCCAUGUCAGUCGGUAUCGCGGCUGGAAUGGCCGUCUUGGCUCCCAUGGCAUUCCUCUACUGA
This is a messenger RNA of Serendipita indica DSM 11827, 600 nucleotides long. The record is from the annotation of a GenBank genome assembly. NCBI's taxonomy places the organism in Eukaryota, Fungi, Basidiomycota, Agaricomycetes, Sebacinales, Serendipitaceae.